Molecule: messenger RNA, 3668 nt
Organism: Lindgomyces ingoldianus
Lineage: Eukaryota; Fungi; Ascomycota; Dothideomycetes; Pleosporales; Lindgomycetaceae
Exons: 12
Coding region: 1-3636 (1211 amino acids)
Source: RefSeq, a predicted model, not a curated record
AUGUCCAUGAAUCCAAAACUUUGGUUCUCUAGGUCGUGGCUUCGACAUCUUUCAUCUUGUCGCAAUCAUGAAGCCCGCGCCUCCCUACCGCUCAACACCAGGGCGCGCUUCCCAGUCUGUACAGAGGCUUCCAAAUACUCAUACCAUGCCUUUCGAGGUGACUUGCCAGAUGCCACUUCUAUUUACUUUAGUCUCACUUUCCUCGACCGUACAGAACGCCAACUUCAUGUUUUGCAAAAUCCACGUUCAUUUCAUCCCACGCUUUCGUUCAUACACUUUCUCAAUCCGCAACAGCAUUUUCCAACGUCAUACAUAUUCCACAAUUACUCCCAGUUCUCUCGCUUUCCAGCCAUUCUCCAAUCCAAACUCGUCACUUCACCCCACAGCUCUUUUUUCACUUCCGUCGAUUCAUUUGCAAACAUGGCUCUUAGAGAAUUAGGGAGGUCACUCUCCGAGAAGGCCAAGUCCGUUGCCAGGGCACCGAAAAAACUAAUACGAAGUCGAAGUGAACGCGAUCUGAGGACAGGGGCACAACCAGUGGUAGACCAGAGGAAUGACAGCAGUUUUAGGGAAGAGCAACCAGCCAGCAACAUCUCUUCGAGCAGCCAGCCAACUACUGUCACAACAACCAGUCCAGCAACUCCUGACCCCUCAGCUCACGGUCGGCCACGUCCCGUUCGAGUGCGCCCGUUACGGGACGAGGAGAGACCCCCUGUGCCUCCACUCCCUGUACAAUAUAAACCGCCGCGGCCUUCUCAUUUCCGCGAGCAUAUCGAUGCCACCUUCGAGUACCUUCCGAACCUCUCGCAGUCAAACCAACCUCGCCGCAUCGAUGAGUAUGGGAAUCCCAUCCCAACGCAACCAAAGCCUAGCCCCUUGCAGAAUGAGAUCCGGAACAGCGACGACGAUAUUAGUCCUGAUAUAUUCGAGAUACCCUCCUCGAUAAGUGAAUAUGAAAAUGUCAGCAAUGAAAAUCCAUUCACAAAUCCUCCAGCAAGUCUCAAGAACGGGGAUAUUGAGGCCCCUUCCCUGGACACGGAAGAAUUUCUACCUUAUGAAGGCAAAGGGAAAGCACCGAUGCAUGCACAGCAUCUGAGUUAUCAAGCGCCCCUAAAUAACCUGGAGGGGCAGAGAAUCCCAUCACCAAAAGGCCAAGAACUAGAGCAUCAGGCACCUUCGAGUCACCAGUUAUCGCCAGCAAACCCGGAAUCCGGGAGGAGUAUAUCACCUAAAGGUAAAGAGCCAAUCUAUAAAGAACCUUCGGAUCCCCAGAAGCUACCAGCUAACCCGGAAUCCUGGGGGGAGUUAUUCCCUGGAGGCAAAGAGCCUAUGCUCAAAGAACAUUCGGGUCCUCAGACGACACCCGCUAACCCAUAUCGGGAUUAUGACGGAGUUCGAGGCGAAGAAGCAAAGGCACUCUCGCGGGGGAGAAAAUUCUUUCAGGAUCUGGUGCGACGAAAGACAAGGUCAAAAAGGAGGCUAUUGGAUGAUGAAGUGGAAUUCCCUGGUGGGGAAGCUCUCCUAGCUCAAAAAGUCGAAACACAAGGUUAUUAUGUGCCACCAUCACCUGAUCAACGUGGGAAUGACCAGGCAGAAUCAGAUGAUAGUGGACUUCCAAUCGUUCCUACCAACUUGAACACGCACAAUGAAGAUCCCAGGUCCGCUCCAGGCCUAAAUGGGGGCGACGAUCCCUAUCUUUGGGAGAUUCUCGAAUCUAUCGUUGAACAGUGUUCAGUUCCUCCUGGGGUGAGCAUCGAUGUUAACUUCAAUAACUUCGAUGGUGCUACCGAAGAGCCUAGCCUGUCUAUGUACUCACAAGAUUGGAUAAGUCUGCCGCAUAGAGACGAGCGACCACAAUAUCCUCAGCUACCGCAUCCCAGCUUGAUGUAUGAGUCCAACAACUCUCCAUUAGCGCCACUGAACGGUUCUUCUAAUCAAGGUGUGGCUAUCCGCUCUCGUAACGACAAAAUCAUUCAGUAUCUAAAGGACAAUCCCAACGCUUCUUUGAGAGGGUACUGGGAUCGAGGUGUUCGAACACCUGCCCAGUCAUACAAACAGUCUCAGCCUUCUGCUCUUGCCCAAAGCGAAUAUCUAAUUGUAUGCAAUCCUGAUAUCCUUGAUCAAUCAGAAGGAAACCAGCCAUCACCCAAUAAUCCACAGAGUCCUUAUCCAUACUGCCCAGGCCCACAAACUACGUACGCACUGGAACAGCAUACGCCAAACACCGAGGCUUCCGGAUCAUAUGACGCCGAGGGCGUGCAAAUACAAUACGCUCAGUCGCUGGACCUACAUAUCACUCACAAAUCGAACCGGCACAUUCCAGACGCAGAGGAUUCCGGGCUAAGUGAUGCCGAAAGUGGGCGAGUGCAAUAUCCUCAGUUGCCGGAUCCCGAAAUUGGCGGUGAGUCCAACUACGACUACCCAGAAAUCACCCCUAGAGAGAGAGGUGCUCCUUCUUUCGACUAUAAUAUGUGUGUGGAGAGUUCGGGGAUCCCACGAUGGCAACAAAGUAAUUUGACAGAUGGGGCAGCUUGGUUUAGUAAGCUCGCAUCGAAUAUCUCCCGGGGUAUUGAUCAAACUUCAGCUGAACAAUUUGAGCUCUGGUUUGGGUCUUUACAGCAUAAUUACCCUGUUCUGGAUCGUGUUGCUUAUGAUUUCUCUGGCAUACAUUCCGGUAGAGUAAUGAUAGUCUCACCGUGGUCACUAAAGCCCACGGUGAACAAUGGUCGCACUACUAGAAGCGACAGAGGGAAGUUUAAUAUUUCUAUAAGUCUCAAAUUAUACCCAGUAACCCAGGUUUUCCCUCCAGAUUCCUUAUACCUAGUCUUUCCAAGUUUCGAGACCUGCGCCGCUAUGUCUUCAGACAAGUCUACCUCAGGCCCACUUCUUUCCGGUGAGAACUCUACUUCUUAUCCCAAACAUCCAAAGGUCGUCUUUACCUCACCCAGCGCGCUCUCCGCUGAAGCCAUCACCCUCGUAGAAAACUCCCACGGACCCACCAAACACAAUAUCUCCUGGCUAAGCAAACUCUGUAAUCGAAAGCAUAAGGACCCUAAACCUUCUUCAGAUCAUGAUGUGGCUAGGCUUGUGAACUUCCAUCUUGAAGUCACUGGCCACUAUCCCCUACCCAAGAUUUCCAGAAGCAAGCAUUCCUCCCCAAGAGUACCACAUUUCGUCGGAGAGACCGAGGAAAUGGGACGAAAGAGGUUUCCCGUCAAGUCACGGAGGGCUGACUGGCGGAGGGCCGCAACUACGGAUGAGCUGGUUAUCCCUGGGCCGUUGUUAGAUGGGGAUCUUGCUGGGUUGAAGACCCGUUCCGCUCCUGACGUCUCUUUUUGGAGCUUGAAGAAAUCGGUUUUAAUUGUUGUGUUGGGAUGUGUUCGUUGCUUAGGGGGCAGGCCUUCCGAAAAGAAUUUAGGAGUAGAUAAACUUUCACUAUUCUCCUCAGGAAAUCUCGAAAAAUCCCAUGGUGCCGAAAAAUAUAAGGGUAACGUCCUCCCUUGCGUGGCGGAAAACCCCCUGUGCCGAAAUGAAUCUAUGUUUAAGCAUCGCAACUCUCUCCCCGACAAUUCUGAAACCGGUGUGCAGUCAAAAAAAUACAACACUCUUGGUCAUGCUGUCGAUCAAUCCGUUUAGAGCAUCUAGAACUAACAUUACAUUAGCUUUAC